This is a messenger RNA of Thamnophis elegans (Western terrestrial garter snake), 2700 nucleotides long. It is a transcript of the gene SPTY2D1, whose product is annotated as SPT2 chromatin protein domain containing 1. Lineage: Eukaryota; Metazoa; Chordata; Lepidosauria; Squamata; Natricidae. Gene Ontology annotation, cellular component: nucleolus. The record is from RefSeq and is a predicted model, not a curated record. Bases 249 to 2189 code for a protein of 646 amino acids. Gene Ontology annotation, biological process: regulation of DNA-templated transcription; nucleosome assembly. Gene Ontology annotation, molecular function: histone binding; DNA binding. The transcript is spliced from 6 exons.
CAAACCACCAACUCGGUCGAAAACUCCGAGGCGCUGUUUAAAAAGAGAGAAGGCAGAGAGGCCCGCGGGCCGGAAGUGAGGAUUGGGGGAGGGGCGUCGCGAGCAACUUUUUUCGUCAGCUGUGCGAGGAGCGAGUCUGGGGAAGGAGAGAGAGAGGCAGGCGCGAGAGGAGAGAGCGGAGGGGCGCUCCACGCCGCCCGAGCGCCUUCGAAGAGGGGAGGGAAAAGAACCGUUGGAGAGAGGCCGUCAUGGAUUUCCGCGAUGUCCUCCAGAAGGCCUCGGAACAGCAGGGAUCCAGCGCCAUGUCGAAGAGAUACAGUUUGGCGGUUGGCCCUCCCAAAAAGGAUCCAAAAGUCAAAGGUGUUCAUUCAGCAGCUGUGCAAGCCUUUCUCAAAAGGCAAGAAGAGGAACAGAGGAAAAAAGAUCUUUUGGAAAAAAGAAGAAAACAAGAACUACUGGCUAGGCGCGUGGAAAUGAAACAUGACCGAAAAGCCAGAGCUAUGGCUUCACGGACAAAGGAUAAUUUUCAUGGUUAUAAUGGCAUUCCUAUGGAAGACAAGCCUAAAAAGAAGCAGGGUCAUGAAAGUAGAAGUUCUGGAAGCACAGAAUGUAGGACACAGGAUGAAAUGAAUGAAGUAGAUUAUAAUAUGUCAGAGUCUGAGCAGGAAUCAGAAGAAUAUGAAGAGAAACCGUCCAAAGUUCCAGAAAAACCAAAGGUGCUAGCCAAAAGUGCACCUCCAGCAAUGAAUUUUAAUGAUCUUUUAAAGCUUGCUGAAAAAAAACAGUAUGAGCCAGUUGAAAUAAAAGUUGUAAAAAAGACUGAAGAAAGACCAAUGACUGCAGAAGAAUUAAGAGAGCGAGAGUACUUAGAGAAGAGAAACAGAAAAGGGGUUGUACUAAAAGAAAAGAGAUCAGAGAAGGAAAUGAAAUAUACAGCUGCAUCAAGUUCUUCCAAAAAGGAAAGUUCUCAGAGGGAUUUAGUAAAUGCUAAAGCUAGCAGGCAUUCAGCAGACAAACCCGCCUUUUCUAAAGGAAGCAAUCCCUCGCAAAAUAAUAACGAUAAGAAAACCAAAGGACCAGUUUUGAGUGAAAAAUCUUCCAAAUUUGUAUCUAGUUCCAAAACAAGCCACGCUGAAAAAGUAAAAUCUGCACCUAAAGGGCCUUUAAAAAACCCUCCUCACAAUAAUCACAUUAAAGCUGGACCCAGUGGAGGAGGGAAAACUGGAUCUAAAUCCCAAACUGUAGUCUUGAAAACACCUGCAAAUGGAACUCUCAGACCAUCAUCUGAUAAAGAAACAAGUUUGAAAAAAAAUAGCACCCAUUUAAAAUCAACCAGUAUGGUUUCUUCCCAGCAAGAAACUUAUAGAAAUUCCAGCUCCAAGCAAGCAAGCAACAUUUCAAUUACAGGAGGACCCCCUGCACGAUCAAAGAGCAGCUUGAAUUCAGGCCCCGGGCAGCCAAGCCGCAGUUCGAUUACUGGGCAUGGAUCACGUAGCAUGGGACCCAGGAGAUCAGAAAACAGCUCAGGGCAAGGACAGCAAAGCACAGGACCUAGACUUGCCAGUAAUAAUUUAAGCAAGGGAUCUAGUCGACCAAGCAUCACUUCAAGGCCCGUAUGUUUAGGCAGUAGCCAAGGCGUAGGACCUGGUCGGCCAAAUUCCAAUGUAAACCCUGGACUUGGAAGGGAUAGCAGCUCAGGACCAGGUCGGCCAAGUACCACUACAGCUGGAACUCUAAAGCCAAAGUGUACUGUUGUAUCAGAAACAAUCUCAUCCAAAACUCUGGUUCCGAAACAGCUGAAUGGAAUGAGGCCAUUUCCUAAUCACAGGCCUGGGAUUACUCCACAAGGUUUUCCAAGACCAUAUCUUCCACCUAUUACCAGUAGCUAUAAAAGAAAGUAUGAAGAUGAAGAUGAAGACGAUUCUGAAAUGGAAGAUUUUAUUGAUGAUGAAGGAGAGCCUCAAGAAGAGAUCUCGAAACAUAUCAGAGAGAUAUUUGGUUAUGAUCGGGCAAAAUACAAAGAUGAAAGUGACUAUGCCUUACGUUACAUGGAAAGUAGUUGGAAAGAACAGCAGAAAGAGGAAGCCAGAAGCUUGAGACUCGGAGUGCAAGAAGAUCUGGAAGAAAUGAAACGUGAAGAGGAAGAAUUGAAAAACAGAAAGCAAACAAAGAAGUUGAGAACACGUUAACCAAUUUGCCACAGUUUUGGUUGACUGUUAUUCUACUAUUUGUUCCAAAGUUUAGCUUUAGUUGUACUCGCAUAUGAAAGAAUAAGAAAUCACGUAGAAAAUGAACAUACAGAAAAUAAGGACUUGGUGCCAGAUUUUAUGGUGCAACGGUCUGCAUGCCUUGGAGAAGGAAAAUUUGGAAUAUGAUUUUCUGCUUUUCCUCAACACUCAACACCACUUCCCCUACUGUGGGAAUACUGGGAUAUUUUCCAGGGUAGGAUGGGAAUUAGUUACUGGGACUGCCCCAAAAGAGGAAAUUAGGAGAAAACAUUAGUCCGGCUUUUUCCUUGAGCAGAAAGUUUUUAUUGGAACCCAAUCCCUAUCAUGAACAGAAAUGAUUUUUCUGUGCUCACAAAGAGGCAACUCUGGAUCCAAAAUUAUGUUCUUUCGUUUGGCGCUCAAAUAUUGACCUUUAAUAAUUGCCAAGUUUCCUUUUCUGAAACACAAAUAAAUGCACUAAUGAAGGAUAUUA